Molecule: messenger RNA, 1792 nt
Organism: Neltuma alba
Lineage: Eukaryota; Viridiplantae; Streptophyta; Magnoliopsida; Fabales; Fabaceae
Product: putative aminoacrylate hydrolase RutD
Exons: 10
Coding region: 95-1312 (405 amino acids)
Molecular function (GO): catalytic activity
Source: RefSeq, a predicted model, not a curated record
UCCCUGUCUCUCAAUUAUUCUAUUCAAUUCUGAAUUCUGAAUUCUCGCUGUAUUUCGCUAACGUUCACCCUCUCGGCCAUCGCGGUCCCCAGCGAUGUCGUAUUGCGACGUCGGAACGAAUCAAGCGACCGCCGACGCCCACCUUAGCAAUGAGAUUAAGAUAUUUUAUCGAACUUAUGGUCAUGGACCUACUAAAGUUCUCCUCAUCAUAGGAUUAGCCGGGACACAUGACUCGUGGGGCCCUCAAAUCAAGGCACUGACGGGAACCGUCUUGCCCAAUGAAGAUGACUCCGGUGACGCUGAUUGGAAUUCGGCUGAUCAGCGAUGCGGAGCUGACAAUGAGAGUGGUGGUGGUAUCGAGGUUUGCGCGUUUGAUAACCGCGGUAUGGGUCGGAGCUCCGUACCUACCAAGAAGUCCGCCUAUACGACAAAGAUCAUGGCUAAUGACGCGAUUGCUUUAUUAGAUCAUCUGGGAUGGAAAAAAGCCCAUGUUUUUGGGCAUUCAAUGGGAGCUAUGAUAGCAUGUAAAUUAGCAGCAAUGGCGCCUGAUAGAGUUCUCUCGUUAGCAUUGCUCAAUGUAACAGGUGGAGGUUUUGAAUGCUUUCCAAAGUUAAACCGACAAACAUUCUCCAUUGCUUACCGUUUCUUAAAAGCAAAGACUCCUGAACUUAGAGCUGCUGUUGACUUGGACACCCACUACUCGAAGGAAUAUCUUGAGGAAUAUGUUGGAAAUGAAAAGAGGAGAACGAUCUUAUAUCAGCAAUACGUUAAAGGUAUAUCAGCAUCUGGGAUGCAAUCAAAUUAUGGUUUUGAGGGCCAGGUCAACGCUUGUUGGAGACAUAAAAUGACUCGUUCUGAGAUUGAGUUGAUAAAAUCUGCGGGUUUUCUCGUUUCAGUCAUACAUGGCAGGUUUGAUGUAAUUGCUCAGAUAUACUAUGCAAGAAGAUUAGCAGAGAGGCUGUACCCAAUGGCUAGAAUGGUGGAUCUUUUUGGAGGUCAUUUAGUAAGUCACGAGAGAACCGAAGAGGUCAAUCAGGCACUUCUUGACUUGAUCAAGGCAUCAGAAGUAAAGAUGAACCCAGAAGAUUGGACUAAUUUGUCUAAGAAAACUUCUUGGUGGACAGAGAAAAGGACGUUAUUUUUAAGUCCAAACAUCCAGGGAGGAAGCGCCUCCGUAAAGUGUUGCGUCUUAGAAAAAUUGCAUCUCUUUCUUAUAUUUCUCUUCAGUCUGCUCCUUUUGGUAUUUGAGUAUGGAAGAAAGCUUCUAAAAACUGUGGUCAAGCCAGUUCGAGUUGCAAGUUCCGCCUCCUAAGUUGAGGGUCAAUGACCCGUUGCUUUUUGAUCUAACGGGUAAUUAUGCCUAUUCCUCUGCAUAUAUAUCAAUGAUGCGAAAUAAUUAUUAUCUGUAUCUAAAGGUUUCUUUUAACUGCAGGUAUUUAAUCAAACAUGGCCAAAUCGGUCAUACCCAAAAAAGACAUCACACAUGUAGCCAGCAGAAAGAAGGCUCAUGUAUAAGGCGAUGUUUGUCAAGUUUCAUCUGGGGAAAACGCAAAGGUUUUCUGAAGUUUCAAUGCCCGAGCUUAGACGGAAUCCUUUCAGGCCCUUAAUUUGAGUCCUGGGCAUAACACUAACGUAUUCUUUCAUUUGCUACAAGGCGAAUUCCUGAAGCUUUGUAAACAGAUGAGGUGAAAAAAAGGCGGGAUGACCCACUUUCUCUUUGUUGUAUGUACACUACUUGAAAUCUUGAAUGAUAAAUUUAUAUACAAGCAUGUUAUGUUUCGUGACUUGGAAA